This is a messenger RNA of Jatropha curcas, 1135 nucleotides long. Its product is annotated as ADP-ribosylation factor-like protein 2. Gene Ontology annotation, molecular function: GTP binding; GTPase activity. The record is from RefSeq and is a predicted model, not a curated record. Lineage: Eukaryota; Viridiplantae; Streptophyta; Magnoliopsida; Malpighiales; Euphorbiaceae.
UAGAUUAAUAUCUCACACAAGCUUAGAGGGAAAUUUACUGUACCAAAGCUAAAAAAUCAAGCCUGAGAGUGGAUGGCCAUUGCCCACCAUUAAUGACCUUAACGUGACUGAAGUUUCCGCUCCCGACGAACUUGCUUGCGAAGAAGAAGAAUAUCUAUCGGUCCCUAAUUCGCGAGUUUUGAAAGAUGAGAUGAGUUUCUACUUGAAACGCCAAUUAAUGGUUUUUAGUCAUCGAGUUUUGCUGAUAGGUUGCUCUGAUUGGUUGUGCUGAGUAAUUGUGCAAAGACAUUGUUCAGAAUCAAGAGAAACCCUCAAUUCUUGUUCAUUGAUUAGCUUGUUUUUGGCUUAUAAUGGGGCUACUCAGCAUCAUCCGAAAAAUCAAGAGAAAAGAGAAGGAAAUGCGUAUACUGAUGGUGGGCCUCGAUAAUUCUGGAAAGACGACAAUUGUUUUGAAGCUAAAUGGGGAAGAUACUAGCGUCAUCAGUCCUACUCUUGGUUUUAAUAUCAAAACACUCACUUACCAAAAGUAUACUUUAAAUAUAUGGGAUGUUGGGGGCCAAAGAACUAUAAGAUCAUAUUGGAGAAACUACUUUGAGCAAACUGAUGGCUUAGUAUGGGUAGUUGACAGCUCGGAUCUUAGAAGGUUAGAUGAUUGCAAAAUGGAACUUGAUAAUCUUUUGAAGGAAGAGAGGCUGUCUGGAGCAUCUUUGCUAAUACUAGCAAAUAAGCAAGACCUAAAAGGUGCGCUUAAACCAGAUGAAAUUGCCAAGGUAUUAAACCUGGAGAAUAUGGAUAAAACCCGGCACUGGGAAAUUGUAGGCUGUAGUGCGUACACAGGGGAGGGGCUGCUUGAGGGGUUUGAUUGGUUGAUUCAGGACAUUGCCUCCCGAAUCUAUAUGCUGGAUUAAUUCUCUCAAUCAUUAUUUCAGAGAGAAAUUUUAAUUGGACUUGAUGGUAACUGGACUUUUCUCCCUGAUUGCCAUUCAUACUUUAUCUAUGUCUGUGCUUGUAUGAAUUCAUAUAGUCUCCACCAUUAGGGAAACGAAUUUAGCUUUAGUUUUAGUGCUCAUAUAUAAAUGUGAAUUACAGUUUUGAUAAUCAUUCUUAUUUCAAGUCUGCUUCUAUGUGAUCUAAA